UGUCAAGUCAGGAAGUGAGCUUUUAUCCUGUCCGUGCCGUGAUGAUUACGGUCCGUGUUUUCUUCGAUCUUUGAUGUGUACAAAUCUUAAAAUUUUAUUAAAUAUUGGAGUAAAUUUUAAUCAAACAAAAUACAAUUUAAAUUGGUUAUUGUUUUAGGGCAACGUAACCUCAUCAAUAAUUACUUAUUUAGCCAGAUUCAUUUAACGAGUCAGUGUCAUCUUUACUGGAACGUAAAGUAAGGGUUUGGCUAAGUGGAGUAAUUGACGACAUGAGACGUAGCAGUCCUGUGCAACAAUGGCUAGAUUCUCUUCCUGCUGAGCCCGAGCCAGAAGCAGACAAACCAGAUGAAGCUGAAAGCAAGGAAGCAAAAUCUGAUGAAAGUAAAGUUGAUGACUCAGUGACUGAAAACACUGUUGUGGAAGUUGCUACGGAGAAACUACAUGAAGAACAAAAUUUAGAAGUUCCUAACUCUAAAGACACAUGGAAACGCAAAUCACUAGAAAGUGGAGUACUGACUAGUAUCCCUCAGGGAAAUGUCAAAAGACUACAGCGAGAUUACUCUGUGCAAUCAGAAGGUUGCUCACCUCGAUUUAAAAACCCUUUAUUAAGGGAUCAUUCUCUUCAGUCUGAUGCAAGUGGCUCAAGCAGCAGCUCUGUUUUGAACGUACUGGGAGCAAGAAAGGUUGAUGCCGAGUCAGUUUUGCUGGCAUUAGGAUUUGGACCCAGUGAAAAGCAGCAAAAACUACAGCGAAUACCAGACAGAUUUUUAGCUCCAUCAAAGCUUAAAGGAAUCAGCACAGAAGAAUUUAUAAAGAAUGAACAUCACUCCAUGAGAAUGCAUGAUUGCGGUAUAUUUGGAUACAGAGGUCUUACAGGGAAUCCUCAUGUUCCACCGUCGACAAUUGUAGCUAAAAUAAUAGACUGCAUACUACAGGAUGAGGUAUGUCGGGAGGAAGCCCUUAUGAAGACUCGCCACUCAAUAGCAGACAUGCGAAGUCCCCUCGCUGCGAACCCUAUGCUGACGUCUCGAUUGCAACACCAAUGAAUUUUAACAAUUCCCAUUGUGGCCAAAGAUAUUUUAUAUUUGCAAGCUCCGACAUUAAUUUAUAGAUUCUUUGCCAUAAUAUUUUACUUAAUUAUUUGUUAACGGAGUCCUUGGAAAGUUUAUUUGAAAUAUAAAAAAAAAUGUGCAAUAAUUAUUCGUUAAAGUAAUGUUUCUCAAAGUAGGACUUAACUUGACUGUUCCUACUGAGCGCGAUUGUGCAAUAUUAAGCUCAUAAAUAUGUACCUCUAUCCGAGUGAUGUAAUACAUAAUAUAAUUAUGUUCUAAAUUUUACGUAAAACAAUAGAUAGUAGUAUAUAAAAGAGAGGGAAACUGAAUAUAAAAAUAAGGGUAGAAAGUAAAACCACUGUGAUCUUAAAAUCAAAAAUAUAUUUUCUAUUAGUAAAUUAUGGUGGUUUCGAAUCAAUCUUCUAGCGAAUCUAUGGAAUUUAUUAUUCUUAUCUAAAGAGCUUAUGGUUGGUAGAUAGUAUUUUAUCUAAUUUUUAUCUUUAUCUUUAUAUUUUUAAUGUAAUUUAAAAACAUGUUCACUUAUACUUGAUCACUAAGUAAAAUAGACAAAUUAUAAUCUUCCUAUAUGCAAGUACUUUUAUGUGUGUUUUAUGUGUACUUGUUAUUGAUAAACCUUGCCUCAAAAAUAAAUUUAUUUAUCUUGAGUAUUUAUAAAGUAAUAAAUGUACAAAACUACUUAAUAAUUAGUAUUAGUGUGGUAUUAGUUUAGAAAGUAUAUUAUUGUGUAGCAGUUUGUUUUGUUUAUUAUUAUGCUUUGCUCACGUUACUUAAAGAUACAUCACAGGGUUGUAUGUAUUUUUAAGUCUAGGCUGUGGUUGUUUUUUACUACUUAUGUUUAUUGAAUUUUCUUAAAAUCUUUUAAAUAACAAAUGAUUGCUUUAUGAAUCAAUGAUUUAAUUUUAUUGUCUUUAUUCUUUAUGUUAAGUUUAUUAUUUAUUGCAGUCUAUCCCACUAGUCCCAUAAAGUUGUCUCAUGGUGGGACAAGUGAAACGAUUUGUUCUAGUAGUCUAGCUUUCACGUAUUGCGAAAUACAGCCCCGUGUCAGAGAGACAGCGCACACCUGUAAUACCUUUUUUACCGUUAAGGGAAAAUGAAGUUAAACCUAACAUACGAAAUUUAAGUUCUUAUGCGACUAUAUUUUAUUAUUAAUUUUUAUUGAAAGUAAUUUUUUUCUACGCCAUGUACCAAAGUUAUUUUGAUAUUUUGGCUGGUGUUUAAAAAACCAUCUGUAGGUAUAUAAUUUUGACAUACGCUCAUGGCCCUUUGUGUAUUGGAGCACAGCUCGAGGGAUACCGUUGCGUUGCCCAAGUUAUUUUUGACGCUGGUAACUGAACUGACACAAUUUUAGGCUCGCAGGUGGUAAGCCAGCUACUACAUAAAGCACCUAAUAAAUAUAUACUAGGUAGGUAUUUAUGAAAUAAUGUCUAUUAUCAUCGGAUUUUUAAAUUUAUUAGUCUGUUUUUUUUUUCAAAUAUACUUAAGUACUACUGUUUGCAAUUUUUCUAUAUGAGUAUUGUAUUUUUUCUAUAGAAUUUGAAUGUAUAUAGAUUUUAGUAAUUAUUCUUUUUUUGAUUGGUAAGUUCGUAAGCCACAAAUUGGAACGUUGAUAACCAUUUCAUUUGGAUAAGGGAUGCGUUACUUGCAAGAAUUGAAGUUUGGGUGUCGUUUAUGGUGCCUUAUCAACAAAAUUAUAAGAGUUUGUGUGAAAAGUCAGUUACAAAUAAAUUAGAAACUGAUAAAGUUGACUGGUAUAGGUAUACCUACUCAAAUGUGUUCAAUUACGAAAAUAAAAUAACGUAGAUACCAGAUGUGUGGAGACAAACAUAUCAUAAUUAUAGAUAGAUGAACAAGGAACUAAAUGGAGUUCUAAAUCAGCAAAUUAACCCAAACAACAAAUAAAGUCAAAUACACAGGCAAAGGCCAUCAGAAUAAUAUAGAAGCAAGUUUUAUUUUUAAGUACUUACGUAUUCAAAAUGUUUGCACUUAAGAAACAAAUUACAUACAUACGUAUGUAUACAUAUAAUCACGUCUAUAUCCCUUGCGGGGUAGACAGAGCCAACAGUCUUGUAAAGACUGAAUGGCCACGUUCAGCGAUUUGGCUUAAUGAUAGAAUUGAGAUUCAAAUAGUGACAGGUUGCUAACCCAUCGCCUAAAAAAGAAUCCCAAGUUUGUAAGCCUAUCCCUUAGUCGCCUUUUAUAACUUCCAUGGGAAAGAGAUGAAGUGAUCCUAUUCUUUUUUUUCGAAUGGUGCCGUAAACCACACGGCACAAGAAACAAAAUCUUAUAAAAAUAUAUGAGCGUUCAUAUAUUUUUAUAAGAUUUUGUUUCUUCGUUACUCUACUUACUUUUUAAACAAACUCUUAAACUUUUCUAAACAAAGAUUAUGUAACUCUUUUAUGAAUUUGAGAAAUAUGUCAUGUAAAUAUCACAGAGUGCUUUUGUCAUAUUUGUUGGAAAGGGAAGUUUUGUGGGAUCAAAGAUGUGGCAAAUAAAAAAUAAAAGCAUAUUAAAUCUGGAAA
This is a messenger RNA of Amyelois transitella, 3592 nucleotides long. RefSeq names its product protein TESPA1 (gene olf186-M). Lineage: Eukaryota; Metazoa; Arthropoda; Insecta; Lepidoptera; Pyralidae. The record is from RefSeq and is a predicted model, not a curated record. Gene Ontology annotation, molecular function: signaling receptor binding. The transcript has 5 exons. The coding region runs from base 270 to 1046 and encodes 258 amino acids.